Molecule: messenger RNA, 1256 nt
Organism: Charadrius vociferus (killdeer)
Lineage: Eukaryota; Metazoa; Chordata; Aves; Charadriiformes; Charadriidae
Gene: ST3GAL5
Product: ST3 beta-galactoside alpha-2,3-sialyltransferase 5
Exons: 6
Coding region: 82-1194 (370 amino acids)
Molecular function (GO): lactosylceramide alpha-2,3-sialyltransferase activity
Source: RefSeq, a predicted model, not a curated record
CAGCAAUGCUGAGUGACAAUAACUCUGUGAAGCUGAAAAGUGAUUGUUCACCUCCUGUGCAAUGGUGUAAGGUGACUGCACAUGAAGAUGAGAAGACCAAGCUGGUUUUUAAAAGGUACUCGCAAACUUCUCGCACUGUUCGUAGUUGGAGGCUGCUUCCUUUAUAUCCUCAAAUUACAUUUUGGCCCUGAAGAAUGUGACAGAACAAAAAUGCCGUAUGUAGACCUCGAUCGUGUAAGGAGAGCACAACAGUAUGCCAGCGCUGCAUUGCAGGAAGAGUGCCGGCCUUCUUAUGUGAAGAAAGAAAUGAGGAAGUUAUUUGCGGAGAAGUAUAGCAUGGACAUAUCUCCCUUCAUAAGAAAAAAUAUAAAUGAAGAUGAAGGCUUAUUUAAAUAUGAACCUCCUUUUGGGUUCCACAAGUUCUUUGAUAAGCUUAAAAAUCUGCUUGAACUCUUACCUGAGUAUGAUUUACCAGAAUAUUUGGAGUCAAAACACUGUAAGCGUUGUGUUGUUGUUGGCAGUGGUGGAAUUCUUCAUGGGUCAGAGCUGGGUCACUUAUUGAAUAAGUUUGAUAUUGUUAUAAGGUUAAAUGAUGCACCGGUUCAAGGAUACACAGAUCAUGUUGGUAACAAAACUACUAUACGGAUGACUUACCCAGAAGGAGCCCCGCUUUCUGAACACGAGUAUCCUCCUGGUAGCUUGUUUGUGGCUGUUUUGUUUAAAAGUGUUGAUUUCAAUUGGCUUCAAGCAAUGGUAAAAAAUGAAACCUUGCCUCUGUGGGUGCGACUCUUCUUUUGGAAGGAGGUUGCUGAGAAAAUUCCUUUCACGUCAAAGCAGUUUCGGAUUCUGAAUCCAGUCAUCAUCAAAGAGACAGCUUUGGACAUUUUACAGUUCCCUGAACCUCGAUCAAAAUUCUGGGGUUGGGAUAAGAAUGUACCUACAAUUGGUGUGACAGCAGUUGUUCUGGCCACACAUUUAUGUGAUGAAGUGAGUUUAGCAGGAUUUGGAUAUGACCUCGAUCAGCCCAGCACACCUUUGCACUACUACAACAACCUCUGCAUGGCUGCCAUGAACGGACAAACUAUGCACAAUGUGACAAGCGAAACAAAAUUCCUACAAAAACUGAUCAAAGAAAAAGUUGUCAAAGACCUCACUGGUGGGAUACAUUGUGAAUUCUGCAGCAAAGACAGCUAGUGAUUGAAGUGCGGCAUGGUUUGGAUUUGUUACAUUUCCAGAGAUUCAGCUGGAACAACCUU